UUCCUUGUACCACCUCCCAGGGGAAAACCGCCCUUUUUUUCUUCUGCUUUCCCAUCCUCAUCCUCCACCUCCACCCUUCCUAACCCCCCAUCUCGCUUCACACCGAGCUUCUCGUCGCUAAAGGCCUUAUCGGUGUAGGUGAACUCUUGGGCACCCCCGUCCGAAACCCUACAGUCUGCCGGUAAACCUCGACCGCAACGCGCAACAUGGCUUCCAACGCAACCAGCUUUACCUCGCCGCUGGCCAGCGCCAAGCUCGGCACCGUUGCUGUUCCUCCCCAGCUCGAAUACGUUAUCGACACCAUUUCCCAGGCGAGCGGCUGGACUAUUGUCUUUACUCUUCUUGCUGUUCUUGUUGCUUGGGAUCAGAUCAAGUACGUCCUCAACAAGGGCACAAUCGCUGGUCCAUCAUGGAAGAUUCCCUUCAUCGGACCCUUCUUGGAGUCCCUUGACCCCAAGUUCGAGGAAUACUAUGCCAAGUGGUUGAGCGGUCCUCUCAGCUGCGUUUCCGUUUUCCACAAGUUUGUCGUGAUUGCCUCGACUCGCGAUAUGGCCCGUAAGGUCUUCAACAGCCCCAGCUAUGUCAAGCCCUGCGUCGUCGAUGUCGCCCACAAGCUCCUCGGCGCCGAUAACUGGGUCUUCCUCGAUGGCCCCGCCCACGUUGAGUUCCGCAAGGGUCUCAACGGCCUCUUCACUCGCAGGGCUCUCGAGAUCUACCUUCCCGGACAGGAGGAGGUGUACAACCGCUACUUCAAGUCCUUCCUAGAGAUCACCAAGAACGCCGGUGGAAAGCCCGUCCCCUGGAUGCCCCACUUCCGUGAGGUCAUUACUGCUGUCUCUUGCCGUUCCUUCGUCGGUCACUACAUUUCCGAUGAGGCUGUCAAGAAGAUUGCCGACGACUACUACCUGAUUACCGCCGCUCUCGAGCUUGUUAACUUCCCCAUCAUCAUUCCCUACACCAAGACGUGGUAUGGCAAGAAGGCGGCUGAUAUGGUCCUUGCUGAGUUUGCCAAGUGUGCUGCGAAGAGCAAGGUCCGCAUGGCUGCUGGAGGCGAGGCCACCUGCAUCAUGGAUGCCUGGAUCAAGCAGAUGAUUGACUCCAAGAAGUGGCGCGAGGCCGUUGCCAGCGGUAACACCGAGGGUCUUGAGAAGCCUACUCACCUGCUCCGCGACUUCACCGACUAUGAGAUCUCGCAGACCAUCUUCACCUUCCUCUUCGCUUCCCAGGAUGCCACCAGCUCCGCCGCUACUUGGCUCUUCCAGAUCAUGGCUCAGCGCCCUGAUGUGCUCGACCGUGUCCGUGAGGAGAACCUCAAGGUUCGCAACGGUGAUAUCCACGCCCCCAUCAACAUGGAGCAGCUCGAGUCCAUGACCUAUACCCGUGCCGUUGUUCGUGAGCUCCUCCGUUACCGCCCUCCUGUGCUCAUGGUCCCCUACCUGGUCAAGAAGGCUUUCCCCAUCACUGAGGAUUACACCAUCCCCAAGGGCUCCAUGGUGGUUCCCACCACCUACAUGGCUCUCCGCGACCCCGAAGUUUACCCCAACCCCGACUACUUUGACCCCGAACGUUACUACUCGGGUGAUGCCGAGGCCAAGGGUGCCAAGAACUAUCUCGUUUUCGGCGUCGGUCCUCACUACUGCCUCGGUCAGCAUUAUGCUCAGCUCAACCUUGCCCUCUUCGUCGGCAAGGCUUCUCUUCUCCUCGAUUGGAAGCAUCACCCCACUCCUCUGUCCGAGGAGAUUAAGGUGUUUGCCACCAUCUUCCCCAAGGAUGACUGCCCCCUCACUUUCGAGGAGCGCAAAUGGUAGACGGAGAGGGUUUUGGGUGCGGACAUCAAUAUAAAAAAAGAGAUCUUUCUUUGAUCUGGGAGAUCAGCGGAAUGAAAAAGCAUAUAAUAUCGCGGGUUUUGGUCAACUUUUAAAGGGCCACGGAAGAACUUGACGAAACAGACACAUGAUGAACCGAAGUUCAGUCAUCCCUCCCGAUUACCCCCCGACUAUACAUUAUACCCCCGCCGGAGAGAGAGCGUUGCAUUCUGGAUGACGAAGAUUUCACGAGGCGCGAAAAAGGCUGUUGUUUGGAAUGGCAGGCCG
Messenger RNA from Neurospora hispaniola, 2093 nucleotides. RefSeq names its product cytochrome P450 61. The transcript has 4 exons. Gene Ontology annotation, molecular function: oxidoreductase activity, acting on paired donors, with incorporation or reduction of molecular oxygen; heme binding; iron ion binding. The coding region runs from base 207 to 1808 and encodes 533 amino acids. The record is from RefSeq and is a predicted model, not a curated record. Gene Ontology annotation, biological process: sterol metabolic process. NCBI's taxonomy places the organism in Eukaryota, Fungi, Ascomycota, Sordariomycetes, Sordariales, Sordariaceae.